UCGCGUCACGUGACAUCUGGACGUUUCUGGCUCGAGUCGCCUUAUAGGAACUGGCCACUACCGCAUAAAAAGGAAUCCACUGUGCGCGAGACGGUAGCCGGCACGGAGCGUGAAAAUGCAGACUUUUCUCAGGGGGAAGCGCGUAGGCUAUUGGUUGAGUGAGAGAAAGAUGAAGAGGCUUCAUUUCCAGGACUUCGCUGAGCUGUGCAGGAAAAAGGGGUUAGAAGUCGUUCCGCUGGACCUAACAAAGUCUCUAGAAGAUCAGGGCCCUUUGGAUGUGAUAAUCCACAAACUGACUGAUGUCAUAUUAGAAGCGGACCAAAACGAUGUGCAGUCACUUCAGCUGGUAAACCAGUUUGAGGAUUACAUUAAUUCCCACCCAGAAACAAUUGUUUUAGAUCCAUUUCCUGCAAUCCGUACCCUGCUGGACCGCUGUAAGUCGUAUAAGCUGAUACACAGGAUAGAGGACCACAUGAAAGAUGAAAGAAUCUGUUCCCCGCCAUUUAUGGAAUUGACAGAUGGAUUUGAUGUAGACAGCCUGGAACUUGAGAAAAACAACCUCACAUUCCCUUUCAUUUGUAAAACAAGAGUAGCACAUGGCACAAAUUCCCAUGAGAAUGAUACAGAGAGUUAUGGAACAGAAGAAGAAAGUGGAGCAGGAGAAGAUGGGCAUUCCUCCAUAGGAGAAAGAAUGGCAAUUAUCUUCAAUAAAGAAGGUCUGAAAGACGUCAAGCCACCAUGUGUAAUUCAAAGUUUUAUCAAUCACAAUGCUGUGCUCUAUAAGGUUUUCGUAGUUGGGGAAUCCUACACAGUGGUACAGAGGCCAUCACUCAAGAACUUCCCUAUAGGACCUGCAGAAAGACCGUCAAUAUUUUUCAACAGUCACAAUGUGUCAAAGCCAGAAUCAUCUUCUGAUUUAACAGCGCUUGACAAAAUAGAAGGCUUGUUUGAGCGACCAAAUGAUGAUGUAAUCCGGGAACUCUCUAAAGCUCUGCGCCAAGCCCUUGGUAUCUCUUUAUUUGGAAUCGACAUAAUUAUAAACAAUCAAACGGGUCAGCAUGCAGUCAUUGAUGUCAAUGCAUUCCCAGGUUAUGAAGGUGUCCCCGAGUUUUUUAAUGACCUUCUGAAUCAUAUCAUAGCUGUCCUGCAAAAUCAAGCUACAGAAGUCCAACAAGUGAACUACAGCAACACCAUAGGUGAUCUAGGUGUGGACGCAGUGACCGAGCGAACAUGCUGUGCUGUCACUGGAAAUAGCGAUAUGGUGAUGGACUCCUGGAAUUUUGAAAGUGAGACAAGUGGGAGCAUGAAACUACAGCAUCAAAGACUUGGUUGUAAUUCAGCAGUGUCACCCAACUUCCAAAGACACUGUGCAGCAACAUUAGCAGCAAAAGCUUCCUCUCAGUAACUGGCAACAGGGAAGAGACCAAACAUGGGGACCUGAAUCCAAGAAGCUGUAGAAACUGGACAAAUUAUGAUGAUUAAACUGUUUCAUCAGUUGACGAGCAUGCACUGCUACAUUGAUUUUUAAACAAAGAAUGAGUAUUUUAACGUUUUAAAAGGCGGUGCCCUGCACGUGUCUGGCUGUGUUUUGUUGUAGGUUUCCACCCUCCUACUGUAACACUAUAUUUCUACACUUUCCUUUAUCAGUAAUUUAAAAUGGCCACCUUUUAAAGUCAAGCCCAGAAUUGCAAGAAUUAAAUUGUACAGUGCAUUCUUAUGUCAUGUUAGGACCUUUGUCUUUUUAAAUCCUGUUUCCCAAAAAAUAUAAUUAAUAUGUAUAUCUUGACAAUAUAUAAAUCAGAGAACUGAAACUUG
Molecule: messenger RNA, 1815 nt
Organism: Protopterus annectens (West African lungfish)
Lineage: Eukaryota; Metazoa; Chordata; Ceratodontiformes; Protopteridae
Gene: ITPK1
Product: inositol-tetrakisphosphate 1-kinase
Exons: 11
Coding region: 116-1405 (429 amino acids)
Biological process (GO): inositol trisphosphate metabolic process
Cellular component (GO): cytoplasm
Molecular function (GO): inositol-3,4,5,6-tetrakisphosphate 1-kinase activity; inositol-1,3,4-trisphosphate 5-kinase activity; ATP binding
Source: RefSeq, a predicted model, not a curated record